AGAAUCAACAGUAUCCAUGGAAACACCCGUCCCGAAGAAUUGACAAUGGUUUGGGAAGUGUCUUGUAUCAUUUUUUAUGCUCUUGUCCUUUCUUCUUCUGCUUCUACAGUCAUUUUGAGUCCAUCUGGUAACAAUGCUACCUUCUGUUUGGGACAGACUGGGCACUUUACUUGUGAAGUGUCUGGGCCUGUUUUAUUUUGGGAAUAUACUGGUUAUGCUGGCGUUGGUUUUAGUACUGGUGCACUCACUACUCGUUUACUUGGUCCAGAUAUUGAAGUUGAACUUCUUUCCGUUUGUAGUGCACCAGAACCAUUUGUUCGUUCUAUGGCAACCGUGACUGUCACCAGUUCUAUUAAUGGGACACAACUUCUGUGUAGAAGCAGUGUAUAUCGAAUUGGCACCCCUAGUAAAGAAGUUGAUUUCUAUGUACUAAGUAAGUUACUUAAAUACACCCUCUGAUACUACAUUCACUGACCCUUCCAAAAUGACACAUCCUUUACAUAGACAGAACAAAAGAAGCCUCUUCCAAAUUUGAAUGCAUGUAGUUUAUCAAGCCCUAGUCUUGCCCUACACGUAGGGUGAGACUAAUCAAGCGUUGAGCCCUAACUCAUCUAUAGACCCCUUUUGGGGAGAUUCAGUUUGUGACAAGUAAAUAAAAAACAU
Amphimedon queenslandica is the source of this 663-nucleotide messenger RNA. RefSeq lists its product as uncharacterized. The record is from RefSeq and is a predicted model, not a curated record. The transcript has 2 exons. Lineage: Eukaryota; Metazoa; Porifera; Demospongiae; Haplosclerida; Niphatidae. The coding region runs from base 46 to 459 and encodes 137 amino acids.